AUGGCGCACAUUGUCAUCAUUGUGAAUUGCUGUCAUUAUGCAGAAACACCAAAACCCAAAGUGACCAUUAAACCUGAUCAUCAUGUAUUCAGAGGAGACUCAGUCACUCUCAGAUGUGACAUUGAUGCUGAAGGAGUCACUAGCUGGAGGUACAGCUGGUAUAAAGAAGGUUCAACCAGAGUUAUCAGUGAACUACAGGAACUCACAUUCAGGUCUGUUUCUGAGUCUGACGCUGGUAAAUACUUCUGUAAUGGAACAGAGACUGAAGGAUCACGACACAGCUCACAACUCAGUGAUGAAGUUACACUGACAGUAUCAGAUCCCAGAGCAGUUUUAAGUGUUUCUCCUCAGAAGUGGUUGACUGAAGGAGAUCCAGUGACUCUGAUCUGUGAGCUUAACGGCUCCUCUACAGGCUGGACAUUCAGCUGGUUCACUCAAACUGUCUCAUCACGUCAGUUACUUCACAAUGCAGUCAGCUACUCUAUUUGCAAACAUUGCGUUUCCUGUGUUUCUGUAGUUGGUGUGAUUCUGGAGAGUCCUGUUCAUCCUGUGACUGAAGGAGAUAAUCUGACUCUACGCUGUUUAUAUCCAUAUACAAGCCCAUCAAUCCUCAGUGCUGACUUCUAUAAAGAUGGAUCACUCAUCCAGAAUCAAACUACAGAGAUGAUCAUCCCUACUGUCUCAAAGUCACAUGAGGGUUUCUACUACUGCAAACACCCAGAGAGAGGAGAGUCGCCCAAGAGCUGGAUCUCAGUCAGAGGGUCUCAUUCAGACUCUCAGAUCUCUGUCCUCAACAUACUCAGUUCUGUACUGGCAGCUUGUCCAUAUCUGCUAGUGACAGUCGUGCUGAUUUACAAAUGCUGCAGAAUGAGAGAUAAAACACCCCAGUGAUUUAUUACAAGUCAUUGUAAUUAAAGUAAAAAUUAUAGUUUGUUGACCAACAACUUAGUCAUUACUAUUGUUAAUACUAUGUGGCUGAAUUACAUAUUUGUAUGUAUGCUUUGUAUACGCUUUCCCUUUUUCUUUCUAAUGUCACCACUGGCAUGCUCACUGGGGGAUUGUAAGGUACUUACAAACUGUAUAUGUAUAUAUGCUUUGAAGAAACAUGAAUUGUGAAAAUGCAAUACAAAUCAAUUGAAUUGAAUUUGUCUCACUCCUCCUGUGUAUCUUUCUCUCUAUAAAUUCACAUAUUCCUAUUCCUUCACAUAUUUCUAGUCAAAUUAUAUAGUUAAAACAUUAUUGUAGUUCAUAGAAGCAAUAAACGCAAUGAGAGUUUUUAAGUUUCCUGUCUUGUAUUGCUGCAAUGCUCUGUAGGUUUUUCAUAUUUAUGUUUAGAGCUGUGAAAUACAAGAAUAGUGUUUAUAGUUUUAAGAAAUUAAUUGUUAUAUGGAUGAUAUUUGGAUAACAUAAUGGACUUUAGUG
Messenger RNA from Megalobrama amblycephala (Wuchang bream), 1422 nucleotides. RefSeq names its product Fc receptor-like protein 2. Gene Ontology annotation, biological process: cell surface receptor signaling pathway. The record is from RefSeq and is a predicted model, not a curated record. The coding region runs from base 1 to 891 and encodes 296 amino acids. Lineage: Eukaryota; Metazoa; Chordata; Actinopteri; Cypriniformes; Xenocyprididae. Gene Ontology annotation, molecular function: transmembrane signaling receptor activity. The transcript has 5 exons.